Molecule: messenger RNA, 5722 nt
Organism: Hemibagrus wyckioides
Lineage: Eukaryota; Metazoa; Chordata; Actinopteri; Siluriformes; Bagridae
Gene: mrc1a
Product: mannose receptor, C type 1a
Exons: 31
Coding region: 138-4514 (1458 amino acids)
Molecular function (GO): signaling receptor activity
Source: RefSeq, a predicted model, not a curated record
GUAUUUGUUUCACAUGGUUUGUUAGCUUCAUACUAUUCACUAGAGAAGAAAGUCGCACACCCACACACACACCCACACAAACACAUAAAGACAAAACUCACUCCUUGGAUUAUUCUUCCUGGAUUAUGAACUAAAGGAUGGACAUGAAGAAGCUCCACUUUCCUCUGUUUGUGCUGCUGUGCCUCUGCACAGCUUUGCACUACACUGUGCAGCUGGACAGCAGUGCUUUCCUCAUCUUCAACGAGGCUCACAACAAAUGUGUGAAGGUGGUAGAUCCCAACGCGGUACAGGUCGGUGACUGUGACUUGUCUUCAGACACACAGCGUUUCCGAUGGAUUUCCUCUUCUCGGAUCCUAAGCAUCUCCCACAAGCUGUGCCUCAGUGCUCAGGACCUUAAAGAAUGGGUUCGAGUUGUUCUGGUCCCCUGCAAUGAGCUCAGUCCUAUGCAGACAUGGGAGUGCAAGAAUGAGACUCUGUUUGGUAUAAAGGGCCAACCGUUGCAUCUGAAUUACGGCAAUCGCCAUGAGCCCAACGUACUGCUGUACACGGGGACAGGUUCCUGGAGCCGCUGGCAGAUAUACGGCAAUAAGCAAGACCUGUGCUCUCACGGCUAUGAAGAGACAUUCACAAUUGGUGGCAAUGCUCUGGGAAUCCCCUGUCAGUUUCCCUUUAAGUAUGGUGAGAAGUGGUACGCUGAGUGCACCCUUGAUGGCCGAUCAGAUGGACAGAUUUGGUGCGCCACAGUCACUGACUACAACAAUGACAAGAAAUGGGGUUUCUGUCCAACAAGAUCAUCAUCAGGUUGGGACACCGAUCCAGUAACAGGUGUGUUAUACCAGAGGAACACUCAAUCAGUUCUGACCUGGCAUCAAGCCCGCAAAAGCUGCCUGCAGCAAGAUGCUGAUCUACUCAGCAUCAUGGAGCUCCAUGAGCAAACAUACAUAUCAGGAUUAACUAAUAUACUUAGCUCAUCGCUUUGGAUUGGACUGAAUAGUCUGGAUUUUGAAAGUGGCUGGCAAUGGAGCAAUGGAAAUCCCUUUAGAUAUCUGAACUGGGCUCCAGGUCAACCCUUACUGGAGCCUGGCAUGAACUGUGCAGCACUUAAUGCUGGGAAAGCAUCGAAAUGGGAGAGUAUGGCCUGCAGUAGUAAACUGGGAUACAUCUGCCGCAAAGGAAACUCCACUACCAUUACACCUUCAGUGGGUAAAGACGAGCCCAGUUUCUGUCCAUCCAACUGGGUGCCAUAUUCUGGUCACUGCUACUCUCUCUCCCGUACUAAGAUGAUGUGGAAAGAUGCGCUGACUGCCUGCCGCAAAGAAGAAGCCGACCUGACCAGUAUUCACAAUAUAGAAGAGCACAGCUUUAUUAUAUCACAGAGUGGAUACUUGCCCACCGAUGAAUUAUGGAUAGGUCUAAAUGAUCAGAAGACUCAGAACCUGUUUGAAUGGUCAGACAGAACCCAUGUCACCUUUACCAAGUGGCUUGUAGGAGAACCUACACACACAGAUUUCCUCAGAGAAGACUGUGUUCUCAUGAAAGGAAAGGAUGGGAAAUGGGCUGAUAACAUGUGUGAAAAGAAGUAUAGCUACAUGUGUAAGAAGAAAGCCUCCACUAAACCUGCAGGAUCAUCUGAGGUGAUCAGUCCUGGAUGUCCUGCUGGUUGGAUCCGGUUCAGCUCCCACUGCUAUAGCAUUGCUGUAGAGGCCAAAACCUUCGAUGAAGCACAAACAGCAUGUGGACAAACUGCAGCAAACCUAGUACAAGUUACAGACAGGUAUGAGAAUGCAUUUCUCAUCAGCCAGGUUGGCUUGCGGCCUGAAAAAUAUUUCUGGAUUGGUCUUUCCAAUACAGAACGGAUAGAUCGCUUUCAGUGGACAAAUAAGCAAACUGUCAAAUUUACACACUUUAAUGUAGGAAUGCCAGCUAGAAACCAAGGCUGUGUUGCCAUGCGAACUGGGACUUCAGCAGGAUUAUGGGAUGUAAUCAAAUGUGACAGUAAAGAGAAGUACAUCUGCAAGAAAAUAGCUGAGGGUGUUACUACAACCAAAGAGCCUCCUGCAACACAACCUCUAAGUUGCCCCUCUAAAUGGAUAAAAAAAGACACUGGCAGCUGCAUUCAGGUAUUUAGAAAUGGAAAAGACGAUAAGAAAACCUGGUUGGAAGCACGUGAUUUCUGCAGAGCCAUUGGUGGUGAUCUUGCCAGCUUUCACUCUGAAGCUGAAACCAACAGUUUACCGUACGGUGGGGGAAGUGACUCAGCAUGGAUUGGCUUUAAUAUGCUGGAUGAUAAUGCUGGCUUUGUAUGGUCAGAUGAAACUUCAUCAAACUACGAGAACUGGGCAUAUGGGGAGCCCAAUAAUUACAAUUCUAAUGAGCAUUGUGCAGAAGCCAGCUUCUACUAUGGCCAUAGGUGGAAUGAUAGGGAUUGUGAAGCCUACAAUGAUUGGAUCUGUCAGAUACAACUGGGUACAACUCCAAAACCUCCACCUACAAGCAGCCCUCAAGUACAGGUUAACAUUACAGAUGAUGGCUGGAUUCAGUUCAAUGGUAGUCAGUACUACAUUAAUAAUGAUCGCCUGGAUAUGGAAUCCGCUCGGGCGUUUUGUAAGAAGAACCAUUCUGACCUUGUUGUCAUUACCGGUCAAUCCGAGAGGAAGUUUCUAUAUAAACAGAUUUCAAGAGGCACAGAGGAUCAGUACUACAUUGGAAUGACAGUGGCAUUGGAUAAAUCCUUCAGUUGGGUGGAUGGUUCCCCGGUUGUCUAUACAGCAUGGAACCAGAAUGAACCAAACUUUGCCAAUAACGAUGAAAACUGUGUUACAAUUUACAAGAGUAUGGGAUUCUGGAAUGAUAUCAACUGUGGAGUACAGUUAGCCUCUAUCUGUAAAAGAAGCAAUAACUUCGUCGCCAACACAGUGGCUCCUACCACUGUCCCAAAGGGAGGCUGUAGUUCUGACUGGACUGCCUUUCAGGGAAAAUGUUAUAAAUUUGUAGGGAAAGAUAGUAGCGAAGAGAAAACGUGGCAUGAUGCUCGACAAUACUGCAUUUUCCAAGGAGGCAACUUAGUGUCCAUUCUGACUCAACCGGAGCAGGCAUUUCUCACCACUAUGAUGCUCAAUGCACGUGAUGACAUGUGGAUUGGCUUGAAUGAUGUCAACUGGGAGAUGCGCUUCCUCUGGACAGAUGGGAAAGGUGUCCGGUACACCAACUGGGCUAAAGGUUUUCCAGUAUCAUUUCCAGAUGGACGCAGAACAUAUGGAUCAGAUGCUCACAUCUUAAGGUGGAAUUAUGACUUUCAAGAAGAAAACCAGUUUGACUGUGUCAUUAUGGUGAAGACGCCAGAAAGGAUUACUGGCAUGUGGAAGGUUGAGGACUGUGAAGAGAAACGAGGAUUUGUCUGCAAGAGGAAUAUUGAUUCUCAGAUCCAAGUUCCUCCGACAACAGUGCCACCAGCAUCAUAUUUUAAACUAGGAAAUGAUUCAUAUAAAGCACAGACUGAGAAGAUGAGCUGGGAUGAAGCAAGGAGGCAGUGCAAAGCAGAUGAUGCUGAUUUAGCUAGUGUGUUAGACUCUGUCACUCAGGCAUUCAUCACCCUCAGGAUUUCCAGACUGAAAGAACCGAUGUGGAUUGGCCUAAACAGCAAUGUGACCGGUGGACGAUACCGCUGGGUGGAUAACUGGUUACUGCGCUACACCAAAUGGGCUUUAGGGGAACCACUGAGAAACCAGGGCUGUGUAUACAUUGACACAGAUGGAACAUGGAAAACAUCAGAAUGCAGCAAAAGCUACUACUCUCUCUGCAAACGCUCACCAAUUAUUGCCCCAACUGAUCCCCCUCAGCUCCCAGGACGCUGCCCAGAACCAAGGAAAUUCAAGGUCUGGGUUCCUUUCCGAGGACAUUGUUAUACUUUUGUAGCAUCAAGGAAUGAGAACUGGGCCCAUGCAUCAGUGGAGUGUAUGAGAAUGGGUGCAUCACUGGUGAGUAUAGAGGAUGCACUGGAGUCCACCUUUAUCCGCCAGAAUACUGAGAUUCUGCACGAUGAAGCCAAAUCUUUCUGGAUUGGCCUCCACCGCAGCUACACAGGUGAGUGGAUGUGGAUUGAUAACACUGUGGUGGACUACAUUAACUGGACACCACGGUCACCCGGUACCAUCGGCGACUGUGUGGAGAUUAAAUCAGAAAGCGGCUUGUGGAUGAACUCUCACUGUAGCAGCUAUAGAGGCUAUAUCUGCAAGACCCCUAAAAUUAUACCACCAACCGAGAAACAGCCGGCAGUGCUGCCAAUUGUGGAUAAGGCAUCUCAUAGCUACACUGGUAUCGCUGUAGCAGUUGUGUUGGUGAUAAUUGCUCUCGCAGGACUGGGUGCAUUCCUCUUCUAUAAAAGACCAACUAUCCCAGUAGUUGGAGAGUGUACAUUUGAUAACACACUCUACUUUAACAACCCUACACGAGCUACUGCUACAGUAGACACCAAGGGACUGGUUACCAACAUGGAACAAAAUGAGCAUGCAUAACACACACACACACACACACACAAUUGCACAGUGUUACAAUACAUUUCUACAUUAAUGGGUUUUUUUUAAAUAAUCAAUAUGUAUAGAUGAUUUUUGUACAUCAACAUGUCUGUUUGAUUGUAGGAAGAUAUCUGCUCACUAUUUAGUAGAGUAACAUACAAAACAUGCUGACUACUGACUGCUUAACAUGAGACAAUGAACUCACAUGUUGCUUAUUUACAUCCUAUAGUGCUUUCUUUAAUCCUAAAAAUGUUCAAAUUGAUAUAGGGACAAUGUACAUUUUCAUACACUGUAUACAACCAUAUUUUUUAUUCUUAGAACUACUGUGCUAUUGACAUUCUGUAUUUUCAUUUUGGUUUAUUGUAAAUAAAUGUUUAAAGACCUGAAAAGAAAUGAGGCAUGAAAUCUAUGUAUGUUUUUAAAGAGGUUCUAGAUAUUUUUCUUCAGCUUUAUGAAAUGUAAAGCACUUAUCUGAUGAGUUUUUUUUUUAUUGCUAACCUGCAUUGUUCCAAACUUGUUCCACAUUGUUUCAUUGCCUUCACACAAAAUGCAUGCAAAUCUAUGAACUCUUUUGUCAUUCAUACACCACCACCUGCACAACUCUGUGUAUCUGCAGCACAGGCUAAUGCACUGCUAAAAAAACACCUUCGAAUCAGAAUGAUGGUGAAUUUUGUGCAGAUCGUUUACCAUACUGAAAUAUAUAGAAAAAUCAGAAUAUUUACAAUUAAAAAAAAAUAAUUUUUCUUAACACAGCUUUUCAGUUUCAGCUGAAAGCCUACCAAUGUGUUCUGUUUUCAGUCUUGUUACUUAUCUUUUAGUAAAAAGGGCUUCUGAAUGAUUUUGUUUAGAAACAUGGAUGAAAGAAGACAGGUUUGUAUGGAAAGAUGACUGGCAGAGUGAGGAAGAAUUAUAUAUUUCUAUAAUGAACCAAAGUGUAGCAUUUCUGAUUCUUUCAUGUUACAAUAUAUAUAUAUAUAUAUAUAAUGUGUAUAUAUAUAUGCUUUAUUACAGUCAGUAAUGAGGUGUUACCUCAUGAGUGAAAUCUAGAAAGGUGAAAUAUUGAUUUAUGUGAAAAAUUCCAAGAACUCAAAUGUUCAUGAUUUAUGUAAAGCUCCCUGUUGUUUUUUUAGUUCAGUGUGUUGUGUGACUGUGUAUGCUUUUUGAGUGAGAAUUGUUGCCGUAAGAUUGAAUAAACUUAAAUUGGGGCA